Messenger RNA from Acanthosepion pharaonis, 1770 nucleotides. The record is from the annotation of a GenBank genome assembly. NCBI's taxonomy places the organism in Eukaryota, Metazoa, Mollusca, Cephalopoda, Sepiida, Sepiidae.
AUGCAACAUGAUGAACUGCAAAUUAAUUUUUACAAUAUGGCUGACUUUGAGUCUUUCUUAUAUGUACAGCCAGUGAAUCCUCCAAUCAAAUUCAUUUCUGUGCUCCCGCCUCCCUAUAAAAAUGAAAGAAUUUUCCCUUUUCUUUUUUUCUUUCUUCUUCUUAUUUCUAGUUUCCUUCUUUUUUUUCGGAUUUCUUUUUUUCUAUUUCCUUCUUUUUCUUUUUUCUUUCUUCUUUUUUCUAGUUUCCUUCUUUUUUCCGAUUUCUUUUUUUUCAAGUUUCCCUUUUCUUUUUUCUUUCUUCUUCUUUUUUGUAGUUUCUUUCUUUUUCUUUUUUCUUUCUUCUUCUUUUUUCUAGUUUCCCUUUUCUUUUUUUCUUUCUUCUUCUUUUUUUGUAGUUUCCUUCUUUUUCUUUUUUCCGAUUUUUUUUUUUCUAGUUUCCCUUUUCUUUUUACUUUUUUCUUCUUUUUUUUUUUCCUUUUCUUUUUUCUUUCUUCUUCUUUUUUUGUAGUUUCUUUCUUUUUCUUUUUUCCGAUUUCUUUUUUUUCUAGUUUCCCUUUUCUUUUUUUCUUUCUUCUUCUUUUUUUUUCCUUUUCUUUUUACUUUUUCUUCUUUUUUGUAGUUUCUUUUCUUUUUUCUUUUUCCGAUUUCUUUUUUUUUGAGUUUUCCUUUUCUUUUUUCUUUCUUCUUCUUUUUUUGUAUUUUCUUUUCUUUUUUCUUUCUUCUUCUUUUUUUGUAGUUUCCUUCUUUUUCUUUUUUCCAAUUUCUUUUUAUUUCUAUUUCUUUCUUUUUCUUUUUUCUUUCUUCUUCUUUUUUCUAGUUUACCUUUUCUUUUUUUCUUUCUUAUUCUUUUUUCUAGUUUCCUUCUUUUUCUUUUUUCCGAUUUCUUUUUUUCUAGUUUCACUUUUCUUUUUUUCUUUCUUCCUCUUUUUUCUAGUUUCCUUAUUUUUCUUUUUUCCGAUUUUUUUUUCUAGUUUCCCUUUUCUUUUUUCUUUCUUAUUCUUUUUUCUAGUUUCCUUCUUUUUCCAAUUUCUUUUUUUUUCUAGUUUCCCAUUUCUUUUUUCUUUUUUCUUCUUUUUUCUAGUUUCCUUCUUUUUCUUUUUUCCGAUUUCUUUUUUUUCUAGUUUCCCUUUUCUUUUUUUCUUUCUUCUUCUUUUUUUGUUGUUUCCUUCUUUUUCCUUUUUUCCGAUUUCUUUUUUUUCCAGUUUUCUUUUCUUUUUUUCUUUCUUCUUCUUUUUUUGUAGUUUCCUUCUUUUUCUUUUUUCCGAUUUCUUUUUUUUUUUAGUUUCUCUUUUCUUUUUUACUUUCUUCUUCUUUUUUUGUGUUUCCCUUUUCUUUUUUUCUUUCUUCUUCUUUUUUUGUAGUUUCCUUCUUUUUCUUUUUUCCGAUUUCUUUUUUUUCUAUUUUCCUUUUCUUUUUUUCUUUCUUCUUCUUUUUUCUAGUUUCCUUCUUUUUCUUUUUUCCUUGUUUUUUUUUUUAUUCUGGCUUCAUUACACUUCUUUUUUUUCUCUCAAUUUUCUUCAUUUUUUUAUUCACAUUUUUUCUGUUUCCUUAUUUUUUCCUUUUAUUCUUCUUCUUAGGCACUUUUUUGUUUUUUCUCACAAUAUCAUUUCUUUCCAUUUGUUUACUUUUCCCUCUUUUUCUCUCCCACUUUUCAAUUCCUUUUUUCUUUUCUCUCUUUAUCUCUUGCUCUCAUUCUACAUCCUCCUCCUCAUCCUCCUCCACAUUCUUCUUCUUGCAUCUAUUGAUGAAAUUCAGACGCCUGCCAAAUAA